CGUGGCCAAAUUUGAGAGGGAAAAAGGAAAUAAAAGUUUUAUAAACAGUCAGAGCUCUCCUAAUCUGGAUGUGAGCUGAGAUUCUGUGGGGGCCCAUCUUUUCCUAACCUCUGGUGGCACUUUCCCAGAUGUGCAGAGGUAAUUUGCAUGAAGAUGCCAUAUCUUCAACAUCAGGAAGAAUUUCUUCUUGCAGAGGGUGGUCUGGCUUUAGAAGGGGCUGCCCAGGGAGGUUUGGAGUUCCCAUUCCUGGAGGUGUAAAAGGAACAACUGGAUGUGCUCUGGGCUGGGAGAAGAAGUGGGGAUUGGUCACAGGUUAGACUCAAUGGUCUUGGAGGGCUUUUACAACCUGAGUGAUUCUGGAAUUCUGCUGCACAGCUCACAGAGGUGCCACUGGGACAUGCUGGUUCCUACCAUCUCCAAGGCAAGAAAACUUCUGAAAAGGAUUGAGGGUUUUCUCUAAAUGCUUAGUGUUCAGAAUUCAAUAGAAUACUUUGUUCUGAUGAGAGCUAACCCAGGACACCAGAAGAUGCAACAUGCAUCCUGCUCAUGGCUGUCAGGGGGGUUAGUUCCUUCAGCUAUUUUGUGGUGGAAGCUUUGAUGAUAAAGUGAAGUAGGAGGACUCUUAAAAAUUGCAAUGUGUGUCGCUAUUGGGUGAUUGUGUGCUGUGAGAAGAGGGCAGAAUCUCUAAAGAUACCUCAGCACUGGCUAUGUAUACUUACAAACUAUAUAUAACCAUUUCUGCUUACCAGAGAAUCAAAAGGAAAAGAAAGGUUUGAGAAAGGUGGGGUGGGUGCCUCAGCUGUUUUACUUUUCCCCUGUAUGCAGGUAAAUGGUCAAGCUCUCCCUGAGCACUGUUUGUUUAACAACUGAAAAGAAAGCACUUCAUGUCACUCCAAAGAGUAAAUAUCUGAAGUUAUGGAUUAACUAAGUUCCAGCAGAGCUCAUGGAGGAAGAACAGAUAACACUGAUUCCCACUGAAUAAAGUCGUGACUCCUGCUGCAGGAUGUGGAAGCUCCUCACUGUGGGGCUACUGCUGGCUGCCUGCUCUUCACGGGGCUGUGGCACCUCAAUAUUUUACAGCAGUAAAGAUGCAAGCCAAGUCCUGAGAAUCCAGAAGCGGGCAAACACUUUCCUCGAGGAACUCAAGCCAGGCUCUGUGGAGCGUGAGUGUGUUGAAGAGCACUGUGACUUUGAGGAGGCCAGUGAGAUAUUUGAAACCAGGGAAGCAACAAUGAAUUUUUGGACCAAGUAUGUAGACGGAGAUCAGUGUGCGAAACAUCCUUGUUCCAACGGGAUCUGCAAGGACAAUAUUGGAAAAUUUUCCUGCAUCUGUAACAAAGGCUGGGAGGGGGUUUUGUGCAGUUAUGAGGUCAAAUACAGCAAUUGUUCCGUGGAUAACGGAGGCUGUGAACAUUUCUGCAGGGAGGACCCUGCUGAACAGCAUCGCUUGUGCAGCUGCGCAUCGGGAUAUCAGCUCAAGGAUGACCACACCACCUGUGAGCCUGUAGUGGAGUUCCCCUGUGGAAGAGUGAAGUCAGACUACCUUGAAGCCAAAGCAGAUUUCAAUAUUCGGCUCAUUGAUGGAAAAGUUGGAAGAAAAGGAGGCAGCCCUUGGCAGAUUAUGCUGCAAAAUGCCGAAGGGAUAUUUCUCUGUGGGGGUGUUCUCAUCCAUCCAGCUUGGGUCCUAACAGCAGCACACUGCCUUGAGGAACAAAAGGUGUUCAAAGUUAAACUUGGUAAAUUCCGUUUCCGUUCUGAGGCAGAUGAGCAAACCAUUUGGGUUGAUAAAUGGGUGAUCCACGAAAAUUACACCAAGAAGACCUCAGAUAAUGACAUAGCCAUGCUGCACUUGGCUGAGCACGUGAUGUAUUACAAAUAUGCGCUGCCAAUCUGCCUUCCCACCCGCAGCCUGGCGGAGCGGGAGCUGAUGAGGAGUGGGAAGCAGGCAGUGGUGACGGGCUGGGGCAGGAGGAGCGAGCACAACAGCAGCUACGCUGCUUCCCUCAGCUACAUCGAAAUCCCCAUCGUGCCCCACAAUGAGUGCGCCCAGGCCAUGAGCUCCCACAUCUCCAACAACAUGCUGUGUGCUGGGAGCCUGGGGGACAGGAAGGAUUCCUGCAUUGGGGACAGCGGAGGCCCUAUGUUCACUAGAUAUAAGGAUACUUGGUUUUUGGUAGGACUGGUGAGCUGGGGUGAAGGCUGUGGAAGAAAGGGGAAAUUUGGAGUCUACACCAAAGUUAGUCAGUACCUGGAGUGGAUUAAUCACCAUAUAGAUAUGUCAGCUCCUUUGAAGGGUUGAUUCUGAUCCAGUCUGGAAUGUUGUGGCUCUGUGCUAGUGACAGUAUUCGGUGUAAUGUACUGUCAGAUCUUCAAUAUUAAAUGUUGAGUAUGUGUUAACCUUG
Molecule: messenger RNA, 2402 nt
Organism: Oenanthe melanoleuca
Lineage: Eukaryota; Metazoa; Chordata; Aves; Passeriformes; Muscicapidae
Gene: PROC
Product: protein C, inactivator of coagulation factors Va and VIIIa
Exons: 9
Coding region: 1004-2299 (431 amino acids)
Biological process (GO): blood coagulation; proteolysis
Cellular component (GO): extracellular region
Molecular function (GO): serine-type endopeptidase activity; calcium ion binding
Source: RefSeq, a predicted model, not a curated record